CCUAAAGGUCUUAACUCCUUUUCCCUGAUUCAAGUCAGACCGAAGGAGAAAACGUAACGGAUUUAAAUAUAAUUUUCAGGUGUUACCAUCUGACGGACGGAAUUAAAAUCAUCCAGGUCUAAAAAAGCUAUGCUGUGGCAGUUCCUUAAACAACUAGUGUGGAGAUGUCUGUAGAUGCCUUGUACUGGAAAUUAGGCCAUCCUGGCGGCAAGGAGAUGCAAAAGGAAGAACUGGACACAGUCCCACAGAAAGACAGUACAUCUGCCAGAAUCCUCAAAGUCUGCUUAGUCAGUAGCAACUCCAACCUGGGCAAGAACUUCAAACUGGUCAAAUGCGACAGCACAUGGGAGAUCAGGGCUAUCAUCCAGUCUAUCCUGGCCAGUGGGCGGCUGGGCCCCGGCAUCCUCUUCCCGAACUGCUACGGGCUGCUGCUGAGGCACCUGAAGUCCGACACGGUGCACUGGCUGCACCCCGACAUGACCGUGGCCAACGUGGAGCAGAUGCAUGAGGAGCAAAACCUGGAGUCGGAGUGGAGAUUUGAUUUGAGGAUCCGUUACAUUCCAAGUAAUUUCGCAGCAAAAUUUCGAGAAGACAGAACAACGCUGCUGUACUUCUAUCACCAGGUUCGUGGUGACUACAUGCACAGCUGCACCGGUAAAGUCAGCGAGAACUUGCCUUUUCAAUUAGGUUGUCUGGAAAUCAGGAGGUUUUAUAAAGAUAUGAAUGCCAGUGGCCUGGAGAAAAAGUCAAAUUUUGAUUUUUUUGAAAAAGAGGUUGGCCUUGACCUGUUUUUUCCUCGAGAACUUAUUAACUCUAUGAAGCCGAAGCAACUCCGGAAGUCGAUUCAGCAAACGUUCCAGAAGUACGCCACGCUGAAGGAGGAGGAUUGCAUCCUGAAAUUUUUCGAGAUCUUGAGCAGCUUCUCUAAUUUUGAUGAGGAGGUGUAUCCCUGUGAGCUUGUGCAAGGUUGGAGUCUUGCAGUGGAGUUGGUCAUUAGUGCUAAAGGAAUCCGCCAGCGUACCCAGAAAAACUUAUUGCCGGUUUGCUUGGCUGAAUUCCAUCAGAUCACUAGUAUUAAAUGUUCCCCACAAGCUGAUGGAAAGGCACACUUACACGUCGAGAUCAGCGGAGCCAAGCAGCCGCUGUCGAUCAACAUAGUGACGAUGGCGAUGGCUGAGAGCAUGGCCGACUUAAUCGACGGAUACUGUCGAAUCGAGUGCGGUCGGAAAAGCACCGUCAUCGUAAGACAGAAUAAGGAUAAGGACAUAAGAAACAUGUUACCAGAGAUUCCAACAGAUUCCAGCAGUGACAUCAAAGGUGGAUCUAAAGGGCAUCAUUUGGAAGACAGCAUAGAGUCUGACAUAUAUGAUGAAAUACCAGAUGAGAAACCAGCAGUGAUCAAGUAUAAUAUCUCCAGAGAUGAUAUCAUCAUAGGCCGAAUUCUCGGUGAGGGAUUCUUCGGAGAGGUUCAUGAAGGAGUUUAUAAAAAGCGGACUGGAGGAGAGAAGAUUAGCGUAGCGGUGAAGACCUGCAAGGACUGUUCCAUGGACGUCAAGGAGAAAUUCAUGAGCGAAGCCGUGACAAUGAAGAACCUGGAUCAUCCCCACAUUGUGAAACUAAUUGGGAUUAUUGAGGAGGACCCCGUGUGGAUUGUUAUGGAAAUAUGCCGGCAUGGAGAGCUUGGAAAAUACCUGGUGCAAAACCAGCCCAAUCUUCCCAAUGUUACACUGGUGCUGUACGCCAUGCAGAUCUGCAAAGCUCUGGCCUAUUUAGAGGGUCUACACAUGGUACACAGAGACAUUGCUGUGAGGAACGUGCUGGUUGCUUCACCAGAGUGUGUAAAGCUUGGGGAUUUUGGGCUGUCCCGGUACAUUGAGGAAGAAUAUUACAAAGCCUCUUUGUCACGAUUGCCUAUUAAAUGGAUGGCCCCGGAAUCCAUAAACUUCAGACGGUUUAGCUCAGCAAGUGAUGUCUGGAUGUUUGCGGUGUGCAUGUGGGAGAUCAUGAGCCGUGGCCAGCAGCCCUUCUUCUGGCUGGAAAACAAGGCGGUGAUCAACCAUCUGGAGCAGGGUGUCCGGCUGCCCAAGCCAGAGGAGUGUCCGCCUACCCUGUACACGCUGAUGUGCCGCUGCUGGGCGUACGACCCUCAGGAGAGGCCGAAGUUCACCGAGCUGGUGUGCAUCCUCAGUGAUGCCCAGAAGAUGGAGAAGGAGCAGGAGGCAGAGAGGCAGAGGGAUCGCAAUCGCAUCACAAAGAUUUUAGACACCAAGAUAAACAUCUGCGAACCUCCGCCCAAGCCUUCAAGGACGAAACUUGAAAACCUUGGAAAUAAAAGUCUCCUUUCUCAGGUCCCAGAGUCGCUGUGCGUCAGCUCCCCUACCCUCAGCAGCCCCGACGGUAACCAGUCAGCCUUCGACUCCGGCUUCUUAACUGUGCCUCCAACCUCUCCUCGCCGCCACAGUGUAGGGGAGAGGGACAUCAGCUUGGAGCAGCCCAGCAAAGAGAGACUGUGGGAGAUGGAGAAGCAGCGCAUGCAGGAGACGCUGAAGAAGCAGAAGCAGCAGAUGGUGGAGGACAACAAGUGGCUGGAGGAGGAGAAGAAGCUUCUGGAUCCCAUAGCUCAAGGGGAUGUGAAAAUCCCUGUGACACAAGAACAAGAGUCAGGUGAAACUGAAUCUAAAGAGCUUCCAGAGAAGCCAGCAGAGGUUCCAGUACAGCAACCCCCCACCGCAGAACUGGAUCGCUCUGAUGAUCAGGUGUACCACUUCGUCACCGAGUUGGUGAAGGCCGUGGUGCAGCUGAAAAAUGAGGUCAACACUCUACCGCCAUCGCAGUAUGUGGAUGUGGUCAAGUCGGUAGGACUGACGUUACGUAGUCUGAGUCACAGCAUCGAAGACAUUCUGCCCACGCUCCACGACUCCAUCAGGACAGAGAUCGAAGGCACGCAGAAGCUGCUGAACAAAGACAUGGCUGAACUCAUCACCAAGAUGCGUCUGGCGCAGCAGAACGCCGUCACCUCGCUGAAGGAGGAGUGUAAGAGGCAGAUGUUGGCCGCUGCCCACACGCUAGCUGUGGACUCCAAGAACCUUCUGGAUGCUGUGGACCAGUCUCGAGUGCGGGCCAACCUAGCCAAGCCUGCCACCUCCUAGCACCCAUCAAAGCCUGCAAGCUUCCUCAGAUGGACACGAACUGCCUCGAUGGUUCCCUUAGCUGGGGAUUGGUGGCCUGAGCUCAAUGAGCUAGUCGAAAUUUUCCUUUUUACUUUACACAUUUUACUUCUGACAUAUUAUUGCAUAUUAUUAGAUGAGUUGUGAAAGUCUCACUGAACAGUUGCCUGUCUGUGGAUUCGCACUUCGCCGACAUUUUGCCCGUAUGACUUUGUCGUCUUAUAAAUGUGAAAAAAACUGACGCAAGCUAAGUCCACACUUCAUCGUAAGGAACUUUCGUUUUCCAAAUAGCUACAAUAAAAACACCUCAGCCUUUUUUGGAAUUUAGGAAACCAAAAGCAACAAUAUUUAUGCAAAACCAAAUUGUUACCUUAUAUUAACUUAGUUAUUACUGCUUCUAUGAAAAAAAAUGCAUGAACAGGAUAAUUCAUUUGGCUGUUUCAUUACUACUGAACAGCUGAAUUUUUUUAAAUUCAUAUUUUUAAAUUGCCUGUGACCUGUAUCUGUAGUAACAUACAAUUGUUUCCUUGCAUUGUUUCUCAAGUGAAGAAUCAUUCUCAUAGUUACUACAGCAAUAGCCUAGUGGCACUUGAACUGACAGUCUUCAGGUUAUAAGCUCAUAGCCUUAGCCGCAAUGCUACUGUAACUGCGAGCUGAAUGAUAAAUAAACCAGGAUUAAAGUGC
This is a messenger RNA of Paramormyrops kingsleyae, 3851 nucleotides long. It is a transcript of the gene ptk2ba, whose product is annotated as protein tyrosine kinase 2 beta, a. Gene Ontology annotation, molecular function: protein tyrosine kinase activity; ATP binding. Gene Ontology annotation, biological process: protein phosphorylation; signal complex assembly. Gene Ontology annotation, cellular component: focal adhesion; cytoskeleton. NCBI's taxonomy places the organism in Eukaryota, Metazoa, Chordata, Actinopteri, Osteoglossiformes, Mormyridae. The record is from RefSeq and is a predicted model, not a curated record.